GGCUCGGUUUGAAACACGGAACUAGACAUGAAUGGGUAUUGGAUAGGGUAUGUCGUGAUCAGUAAAGCGCAAAUGUCUACAGUCACCCAGACAUGGACAGGUGACAGCCCUUGGUUAGUUUAGGCGUUGGGAGUGUACUCUGUCCAUUUCUUUUUUAUAGUCUGCCUGUCGGUUUCUAUCGGGACUAAUCAUGUUGUCUUUCGGGAAAAUGCGUAAACGCAUCGAGCCGGUGGUUUUAUGUGCCCAAAUAGCCAGCGCGUUUUUCGACACCGGUUUGCAGAUGGUGGUCAAGGAGAGAUGCGCCAACAUGACCGACGCGCUCUCUCCCACCCCCACCGAAGACAGCCGGCAAAAAGCCAUGUCCAACUUCUACAUGAUAUAUAAUAUGCUGGCCAAAUUCGUACCGAUCCUACCCGCUAUUCUUUUAGCCAAGGUAGGGGACCUGGGGUACCGGAAGAUCCCCAUUGUGAUCCCUCUGGUGGGUUACCUGGUCUCCAGAGUGGUCCUGCUCCUGGUCAUAGUGAUGGAUCUCCCGAUACAGGCUAUGUUCGGCGGGGUGGUGGUCCACGGACUCAGCGGCGGGUUCUGCUCCUACUGGGCCGGGGUCAUGGCCCUGGUGUCGCUCACCUCCACCGAGGAGGACCGCUCUCUCCACAUGAUGCAUAUCGAACUGGUCUACGGAGUAGCCGGUCUCAUCGGUAGUCUAGCGUCCGGGCACCUCUUCCAGUUGUACAGUGUGGAUUUUAAACAGGGGACUCUGUUAGUGAGCCUGAGUGUUUUCCUCUACUUUUUGUGUCUUAUCUACACAACCUUCUUCUUUCUAAUGCCAAGUGUCUCGACAAGCUCGCAAGAGCGCAACGAGACCAAUGGCUUCUUCAGUGAGCGAAAUUCCAGGAAUAUAUUGAACAUUCUGCUUCUCUUCGCGAGCGGUAUUUUAUAUGACGUGGCCGUCGGAGGUGGGAUGGAGAUACUGGUGACCUUUGAGAUGAAGGAGCCCCUGAACUGGAGUGCUACACAGGUAGGUUACGGUAACGCCGCCGGCUUCGUGGUCUUCCUGACGAGCUUCCUGGGUGUCAUGGUAAUGUCCAGAUGGGUGAGUGACGUCACCCUCAUCAUCAUCGGCAUGGUGUCCUUCGCUGCCGGGAUCUACUUCAUGGCCUUCGUCACUGCAACAUACAUGUUCUAUCUGGCUCGAGCCCUGACCCUGUUCGCGCUGAUUCCCAUGCCAACCAUCCGGGCUCUGCUGUCUAAACAGGUGAACGGCUCAUCGUACGGGAUCACCCUCAUCUCACUGCAGCUGUCCUUUAAGAUUGCCAGCCUGGCCUACACUCCCAUCUACACCAAGGUGUACCAGGCUACGCUGGACUGGUUCCCCGGGUUCGUCUUCACCCUGUCCAGCAUUAUCACCGUCCUGGCCACCAUACUUGUCAGCGUGGUGGGUUGCAGAUCUGGCCGGGCUGACGGUUACGAGAGGAUCCUGGGGAACUGACGGCGGCGACGAUGUGAUUGUGACGGUUUUGAGAUUGAGCCACGUUAAUGUCCUUGGUACCGCCAUCACAGGCCCUCCUCGCCGUCUCCGUGACACUGGAGCCGACGUCCGCAGCACUUACCAUGAAUGCAAUCGCUGCAAAAACGUAUUGUUGGUAGUCACACAACGCGUCUCUUGAAUGAAUCCCAAGGCCUGAGCCCAAACAACAUGUCCAACACAGGGCUGAUACAGGGCACUAUUGAAAACACUGACAUUCUCUAGAGCCCUCAAAUUCUGGACCUCCAAGCCAGUUCGAUGUUCCCGUCACUGUGAAAGAACUCCGGUUAAACAGAGCUGAAUUAACUUGAAAUACUUCACUGUCACUUUUUAAUAAAUCAUUGUUUUGCAUUCAAA
Molecule: messenger RNA, 1882 nt
Organism: Oncorhynchus mykiss (rainbow trout)
Lineage: Eukaryota; Metazoa; Chordata; Actinopteri; Salmoniformes; Salmonidae
Source: RefSeq, a predicted model, not a curated record